Molecule: messenger RNA, 2196 nt
Organism: Stylonychia lemnae
Lineage: Eukaryota; Ciliophora; Spirotrichea; Sporadotrichida; Oxytrichidae
Source: the annotation of a GenBank genome assembly
AUGCAGUUACAGAAAGCACCUUCCUAGAGAAUACUAGAAUCUUCUCCUUACCGUAAGCAGGCAUCUCAUCUUAAUAGUAUCCUGCAAAAUGCUGCAAAUAGAGGUCAUUCUAGUACAUUAGUCAGAUAAGCCAAUGGAGAAGCUCAAACUUUAUCUCAUGCUGCUUCAGUUGUGUCCAUGUAAUCAUCUAUAUGCUCUACAAAUUAGGUCCUUGAGUCUUUAAAAUUCUCUUCAGGAAGGUCCACAAUUAAUCAAUUACUCAGCUCAAAAGUUUUUGACAACAGAAGCACAAUAAAUAAUAAUGUUGCUUGCUCUCCAAAGUUAGAGAGUCCUUAAUCUGAAGUAAAUGUGCCAACUACUGAAUCAUUCAUAAAUAAAUAAACAGAUAAUCAUUCAUCAAAGACAUUAUUCAAAACUUAUGAUAGUCAAAUGUCCAAUCUAGUCUAGUCUAAUUAGCAAAGGAAAUUGAUGGUUAAAACAGAUCGAGACUAAUACAGUUUUAAUAAAGUACUGAUUUAGAAAAUAAAAGAAAAGCUUGAAUCCCCAAAGAAAUAAUUGUAAAAAACAAGCAACACCUCUAGCUUUCUUCUUAAAUCUGCUCGUAAAUCCUCAAGAUCAAAAGAGAAAAUCCCUAAAUUUGAGUACUCUGAAGAAAAGAAGAUUAGAGAUUUAGAACAUGUCUUUUUCAAGACAUACUCUCAGGUUAAUGUUCCUAAAGAUAAUCCAAAGUUUCAUGAGCGAAUGCAAUUUGAUAUUUUCAAGAGGAACUCUAGAGAAUAAAGACUUGAUCUUGUGAAGCAAAAAAGUGAUUCAAAAUAAAGAACUACCUCUAGAGAUAAUUUAUUUGGCCGAUUAAUUGAAGAUGGGAAAAGAAGAGCUUAAUUUAAAGAAGCAAAAGAAAAAGUAAAAGCUCAAAAUCAUACAAUUCAAAAUUUCAGUCAUCAUAAGCCACUUACCCCCAAGAAGAGUGAGGAUCUUUAUAAAAGAUUUAUGGAAUAAGAGAACUAAAGAUAGGAUAAAAUUUAAGAAUAAAAGCGAAUGAAAGACAUUAGUGAUGAAAUCUAGUUGCUUAGAUCCUAGGGAGGUAGAUCAAAUGAGAAAAUUACAAAAAAGAGAAAUAAUGAAAUAGUGAACAAACUCAUGACAGAUACUGAAAGGAGGAAAAUGGAAAAAGUUAGAAUGGAGGUGGUUAAAGAUCUUGUAGAAUAGAUCGCCAAUAUUGAUGCAAAAAAAUAAAAGAAAAUAGGGCACUUAAAUAGAUCAACUAGUAAGUAAAACAUAAGCAGCUAUUACUAAAAAGGGACUAAGAUGAAUUCCAAGCCAAAUAUAUUUAGUACUAUGUCAGAUCAACCUUCAGCUAUUUAACAAGAUUAUUAUGGAAGUAAGUCUCCUCUUAAGAAAGAUAAUAUAUUCAUGACUUAAACUACCAAUAUUAAAAAGCUCCUAGAGGAUCAAAACAUAAAUGCCAUUGAUGUUUGGAAAGAAUAUCUGAAGCAAGAUUGCACUCUCUAAACCUGCCAGAAUAAUGACAGUUCAAGCAAUAACAAUAAAAAUCUUCAAUAACUCCAAGAAUCUUCAAUAAUUCUGUUUAAUACAAUGAGACCAUCAGAAGAAUUCAGGAAAGAAUCACCUGAAUUUAGGCCUAAACCCUAGGUGACUUAAAUUAUUAGCUAUAAUAAUUCGAACUAAACUUCAAAUCAGAAGUUCAGCGAGUUAAACUCAAACGAUUCUAUCAUGAAUCUCAUAAACUGCCAUUAGGAAUAGUAGUAGGAGGUUAACUUUGACCUGAAUUAAUACGAUUAAACCUUUGAAUGCGAUGCUGAGUCAUUAGAUGAAUCAGACGUUGAUCCUCUUUCGAAUAAAAAUCUAAAUCUAUUGUAGUCGUCCAACGCUCUCACAUCAAUAAACAACAGAUAGGGAAAAUAAGCAAAAGAUCAAAUUAAUUACCAAACUCCAGUUAAAACGUAACAGCUUAAAGUAUCUGAACCUAGUGUCUAGUUUCUAAAAUUGAAUAAGAAUUGCAAACCACAAUUUCUUAAAGAAAACUAAAUAGUAGAUAUGUAAUAAAGAUAAUGUCAGAAGAGUAAAGGAUACCUGCCAAUUUCAUCGAGAUAUUCAGCAAUGAAACAAGAUAAAAAUGACAUUAUUACAAUGGAAAACACCACAUCAACCUUUGAUGUAAAUUACAUCGAUUGA